Molecule: messenger RNA, 426 nt
Organism: Synchiropus splendidus (mandarinfish)
Lineage: Eukaryota; Metazoa; Chordata; Actinopteri; Syngnathiformes; Callionymidae
Gene: atp5mj
Product: ATP synthase membrane subunit j
Exons: 4
Coding region: 163-321 (52 amino acids)
Cellular component (GO): mitochondrion
Source: RefSeq, a predicted model, not a curated record
CCGGCACUGCCCGCACAUCCACUAGGCGGCGAUCUGUUUCAGACGACGCGCAGCUGCGCUCGGCGCCGUAGAAGAAGACGCGCCGCUCUCCGUACGACUUUGACGCGUUAGCUGCUGCGACUCUCCUGACCUUUCUGCUGCCACAGCGAGACACCCUGACAGAUGGCUGGCCGUGCGUUCGCGAGCUUCUGGGCCAAGAUGAGCCCGUACUACACCAAGGCGUACCAGGAGCUGUGGGUCGGCGUCGGCAUCAUGACCUACUUGUACUACAAAGUAUCAUAUGGAGGCAAGAAAGCUGUGAAGGACAAACCUGCCCACUGAGUCGCCCCCUCCCCCCAUGCUGACCCCCCCACCGCUCCCGAUCCUGUCUGCAGUCUGGCUCUUUAAGUUUGUGUUAAUAUGGAACAAAUAAAGUUGCUAUCCUGA